GAUCCUAGGCACCUUGGUUCCGAGAACUUAGGACUUACUAGCUUGUCUGGGGCUCUAGUAAAUUCUUCCUUCCCAGGCUAGACACACAGGCUGAGCAAUUGGUUCCGAACCCAGGGCCAGGCGACGCUGGGUCACGUGGCCGACUGCUUACAUGACGUACGGACUGCUGAGCGUCACUGUGACGUUCAGGAGACCUGCGAAGUGGACGGGCUACCUCCGUCACCUGUGCUGUCGGGGUGCAGUCAUGGACCUGGGACCAAUGCGCAAGAGUUACCGCGGGGACCGAGAGGCAUUCGAGGAGGCUCAUCUGACCUCUCUGGAUCCCAUGAAGCAGUUUGCUUCCUGGUUCGACGAGGCUGUUCAGUGUCCGGACAUAGGAGAAGCCAAUGCUAUGUGUCUGGCUACCUGCACCAGAGACGGAAAACCCUCUGCCCGGAUGCUGCUGCUGAAGGGCUUUGGCAAAGACGGCUUCCGCUUCUUCACUAACUACGAGAGCCGGAAGGGAAAAGAGCUGGAUUCUAACCCCUUUGCCUCUCUUGUCUUCUACUGGGAGCCCCUGAACCGUCAGGUGCGCGUGGAAGGCCCUGUGAAGAAACUCCCAGAGAAGGAGGCCGAGAACUACUUCCAUUCCCGCCCCAAGAGCAGCCAGAUUGGGGCUGUGGUCAGUCGCCAGAGUUCUGUGAUCCCUGACCGGGAGUACCUGAGAAAGAAAAAUGAGGAACUGGGGCAGCUCUACCAGGACCAAGAGGUACCCAAGCCAGAAUACUGGGGUGGCUACAUCCUGUACCCCCAAGUGAUGGAGUUUUGGCAAGGCCAAACCAACCGCCUCCACGACCGUAUUGUCUUCCGCCGAGGCCUGGCAACAGGAGACUCUCCUUUGGGACCCAUGACCCACCAUGGGGAGGAAGACUGGGUGUAUGAGAGACUUGCACCUUAACCCUGGACUCAAGAAUGUUGGGGAAUCACCAGGGGGCAGAGAGUGGGGAAAAGCAGUUAUGGGAAUAAGGGAAUGGAAGCCCGAUCUACCUUCUCUGUGUGUGGCGCUGGGUUUAAACCUUGCUCAGGCUCGGCAACACUGUACCACUGAGCGAGAGUCCCAGCAUUUGUCUCUCUUUACCUUUUAUUUUAAGACUAAGUUGCUGGCCCCUGAGCUGUUUGGAGAAGUGCCUGAUUGGCUCCAGGAGCUGCCCGGGGGAGGCUCUGCUUCCCCGAGGUUAGCCCUGAACUCACUGUGUUUAUAUCCCAGGCAAGCAUUGGCCUUGAGUUCCUCUUGCCUCAAUCCCUGGAGUAGCUGAUUCCCAGCUUGUGCUACCAGGCCCAGCUCCAGUUCUUGUUUUUAAGCUAAGCCAUUUCCUUUCUUAGCCCUUCUACCUAUGUCUCUCCGGGACUCACCCUCCAAGUUCUCUGAACUCCGAUUCAGUUAGUGGCUGGUAAAGAAUCACAAAUAGCCAAGGAGCUCCUAAGUGUUUCCUUGACUUUGCUCCUGGGUUUGGGGGAAGCCUGGCUUGGGAGCUGUUUCCAGGAAUAGAUUAAUCAGGCUGCAGAUAGACAAAAGGCUUCCCAGCCAUGGGAAGGAGCCAGCCCAGGCCAUGUUUGCUGUGACUCAGACAAACCAUUAUAUGUUCUGGUUGGCCUUGAACUUUUUACCCUGGACACACUUGCCUUCUUUUGACUUUGUGGCUGUGUGCUUCAGCCUCUGUCACUAACAAAGGCUCCUCCCAAGGCAACCUUGUCCUGUGUUGAUUCCCCCACUUAAGCCUGGGUCCAGGAAGGACAUUGACCUUGUGGCCAUCGGUCAGGUACCUUUACCUACCUCACCCCUUUUGCUGGUGUGCCAUGGACUGUGACUUUAUUAGUAUAAGCCGAUGAGUUGUUGAGAAGUGUUAUACCCCACGGCUGUUAGGGGGUUGUGUGUGCUCCCUCCCCCGGGCUUUAGUGUAAUCUCAACUGUCAGUUCCAGUGCACAAGGGUGUAAUAAAAACUUGUCAGCCGUGUGUGAUAUUAA
Molecule: messenger RNA, 2005 nt
Organism: Mus caroli (Ryukyu mouse)
Lineage: Eukaryota; Metazoa; Chordata; Mammalia; Rodentia; Muridae
Gene: Pnpo
Product: pyridoxamine 5'-phosphate oxidase
Biological process (GO): pyridoxine biosynthetic process; pyridoxal 5'-phosphate biosynthetic process
Molecular function (GO): FMN binding; pyridoxamine phosphate oxidase activity
Source: RefSeq, a predicted model, not a curated record